Molecule: messenger RNA, 902 nt
Organism: Paralichthys olivaceus (Japanese flounder)
Lineage: Eukaryota; Metazoa; Chordata; Actinopteri; Pleuronectiformes; Paralichthyidae
Product: gap junction beta-3 protein-like
Biological process (GO): cell-cell signaling
Cellular component (GO): connexin complex
Molecular function (GO): gap junction channel activity
Source: RefSeq, a predicted model, not a curated record
AUGGAUUGGAAGUUUCUCCAGGGUCUUCUUAGUGGAGUCAACAAGUACUCCACAGCCUUUGGACGCAUCUGGUUGUCAGUGGUCUUCGUCUUCCGGGUGAUGGUCUUCGUGGUGGCGGCCGAGCGUGUCUGGAGUGACGACCAGGGACACUUUGACUGCAACACCCGCCAGCCGGGUUGCACCAACAUCUGCUAUGAUUACUUCUUCCCCAUCUCUCACAUCCGCCUGUGGGCCCUCCAGCUCGUCUUUGUUACCUGCCCCUCGUUCAUGGUGGUGCUACACGUGGCCUACCGAGAUGAGCGUGAGCGCAAGUACCAGGCCAAGCACGGGGAGAACACCCGGCUGUACGACAACACGGGCCAAAAGCACGGCGGCCUCUGGUGGACGUAUCUGAUGAGCCUGUUUAUCAAAACCACCUUUGAGGUCACGUUUCUGUACUUGCUCCACUACAUCUACGACAGCUUCAAGCUGCCCAGGAAGGUCCAGUGUGAUGUCAGUCCCUGUCCCAAUUUGGUUGACUGCUACAUCUCCCGACCCACGGAGAAAACCGUUUUCACCUACUUCAUGGUGGGGGCGUCUGUUGUGUGUGUGGUGCUUAACAUCUGUGAGAUCUUCUAUCUGAUUGCGUUCCGGAUGGUGACUCUCAAACAGCGAGGCAGCGUCCACACUUCAUCAAGAAGGAUCCACUCAGGCACGGACUGCAAGUCCUCUCUUACAUCCUAGCUGGAGAGCCAGUGUGGAAAAUCUAAAUGUCUUAAUGUGCCUCUGUUUGAUUAAAUAUUUGAAUGAUCUUUUCUCCAUUAAAGGAUAGGUUUGCUUUUGUUCACGUCUGACUCAUUACAAUAAUCACAGUUUUAUGUUCACAUUAAAGUAGCUGUUGUCCCUGCUGUCCAUAUUAUUCA